AUGUUCGCCCCAGAGCUUCAGAAGUUGCCAGCCCCUCAUGGAGCCUUAAUAAACUACAUCCACGACCAUCCAGAGAAGCAGAUGGUUGAGAUCUUGGAGCCUUAUCGUAAGUAUGAAGCUCAGCUCCGAUCAGUCUUCGCCCAAGACCGCAACCAUCCCGCCCUUAGCGACUCCCACAUCAACCUUUUGCCCCUUUUCACCGAGGAUACCAAGAACAUCAAGACGCGCGCCAGAUUCCUCGCCGCCGAGACCCAAGAGGAGAGGGACCGCUACAUCAUGGCCCUCCCGGACGACAAGCGUCGUAGCAAUGGCUCUCCCGCCGUGGUCUCUGGCAUCAAGGAGUUUCAGAAGAACUUCAACAUCUUUUCCGAGUCUUCCCUCGUGGACAUGAACUGGGACAACGUUGUUGCAGCCGGAUCCUCCGUCAUCAACACUCUUCUGCCCGUUCCGCCCGAGUUCAACGUCUCCAAACGCAAACUUCGCGAAUACUACCACGAGAAGUUCUGCCCGGCGUCUGAUGUUGACCUAUUUUUGUACGGUCUCACCCAUGAGGAGGCCGUCGAGAAGAUAAAAGAGAUCGAGAAUUCGGUCCGCGACGCUAUUCUGAACGAAGUUACGGUUGUCCGCACGAAAUAUGCCAUUACCAUAGCUUCGCAAUAUCCUACCCGCCACAUCCAGAUUGUCCUGCGUGUAUAUAAAUCUGUGGGUGAAAUCCUCACAGGAUUCGACAUCGACGCGGCGGGCGGCGCCUAUGACGGGAAGCAGGUCUGGGUUACUCCCAGAGCUCUGGGAAGCUUCAUCACUCAGGUAAACCAAAUCGACCUGACCCGCAGAAGUCCGUCGUACGAGAACCGUCUUUCCAAGUACAGCCACCGUAACUUCGAGGUCUACUGGCCGGAGCUUGAGCGAAACCGCAUCGAUCCCACCAUCUUCGAACGCAGCUUCCAGAGGACACUCGGUCUCGCAAGACUUCUGGUUCUCGAACGACUCCCCACGCAGUCGGUCCGGGAUACAUACCUCAACAAGCGGAGAGAGGAGAGAGGUCGGCCAACGGCCAAUCGCUUCAAUCCCCACCGUCUGAACGGAAACAUCAAAGACAGCUACGAGGACGAAGUCGCGGAUUGGGUUGACGAGAAUGAUGUCUCCAACUACCACACAUUCACUGUCCCUUACGGCCAGUACUUCCAUGCAAAGAAGAUCGAGAAGCUUUGCUACACUCGAGACCUUCUUCUCAACGCCGAAUGGAAUCAGCCUGAGCAGAGAGAGGUCUAUCUGCAUCGUCAUCCUGCAUUCUUUGGUCGUGUCGAGGACGUCAUUGAGGAUUGUUGCGGCUGUUGCCCGAAGCCUGUCACGCCUGAAGAAAUCGAAAUUGCCAAGAAGGAGGGUGAGAUCUACAUCUCUGGCAAAGUUUCAUUCAUGAUCGAUGACCCUGGCCGACAGCAGAUCGGUUCUUUCAACCCCCUGACCGAGGAUGACUGGACCGACAUGGCAUAUAUUGGAAACACAGCUCGCCUGUGUCAGAGUAUUGUCGAUGGCGAUGUCGAUGAGGUCCUCGAUUGGCUGUUCCAGGAGGGUGCCGAUUCCAACAAGCGAGACUACACUGGGCGUACGCCCCUUCAUCUUGCGGUGAUCAGCUCGACGCCCGAGGUUGUGCGCUGUCUCGUCGACCAUGGGUCUCGUCUGACCGCCCGCCUUGCUGACGGCAGAACGGCGCUGCAUCUCGCGGCCGAGCGAGGGAACUCGGACAUGAUCAAAAUCCUGAUGGAUAAGAGCAUCACAAACGAGGAGGAAGAAGAGGAUAAGGUUGAUCUUCGUCGCAAAGCUGUUCGAACCCGGCUGCAGGAGGAACCUGCCUCCCGGAUGACUCGGAACCAGGACGACUAUGAUAAUGACGCGGAGGGCGAUGCCAAAUCUGACGAACCUUCCGACAUCGAGUUGGUUGACGCGGGAAAUACCGAGGCAGACGCAACAUCAAUCGCUACAGGAUCUUUUGUCAACGUCAAGGACGGUAACGAGAAGAGCAAGGAAGACCUCGUUCUGGAAGAGUCGACAGACGAGCCCGACUUCUACAAGAUUGACGUCUUGGCUUGGGACGUGCCCUGCUCACCUCUCCAUCUCGCCAUUUCCGGGGGACACGAGGAUGCUGUUAAGGUUCUUUGCGAUUACGGCAGCGAUGCUCUCCUACCCAUCAAGUUCCUCGAUUCAGACAAGAAACCCACGGCGGCCAUACUGACGCUCUCACUUGCGCUGUCGCUCCCCAUCGAGAAAGCUAAGUCAAUGGCUCUUCUCCUGAUGAGUCUUGGUGCCAGCUCAUCCCAAGCCGACAUGAAUGGCUGUACUGCUUUCCAUCGGUAUGUUGAAAACGGCAACCAGGAGAUGAUUGACACAUUGUGGGAGAACGACAAAGUCGGCCUCAAAACGGCUCUCAACCACAUGGUUUUUUCGAACAACCACUGGAUUCCAGAGGCGAUUGCGCCUAUCCAUACGGCCAUCGAAAACGGGGAUUCCAUUUUCGUCCUUAAGUUGCUCGAGGCCGGCGCCAACCCCCAGAUCGAGUUUGACACAUGGCUAAAGGCCGCCAAGUUUUCCAAGGCGUCCAAUAGUCUUGGCUCGUUCGAGGACAACAAAACCAAGUUUAACCUGCACACGGAGCAACCCCUGAUUGUGGCUAUCCAGAGUUGUCCUGAUCCUCAAGUGGCUCUGAAUUUGCUUGAAAAGGGGGCGGAUCCGAACACGUUGACAACCCAGGCUCAUCACGCGAUCAAAUACGAGUACCAGAGGUAUUACUACAACAAGCGUCAGGCGGCUCUUGAUCUUGUGCAACAUCAGUUGAAGGAGCUUCGCCGCUACAAGGGCGAGGAUUUCACACAGGCGAAGCCCCUGCUACCGUCAGGCAUGGAUGAAUUCCUUCAUGGGUUUGAAAAAGGAUCAUACAUGCACUGGCAAGUUUCAGAGGAUAUCCAUUCGCUCAAGGUCAACUAUGAGAGGCAGCAAGAGCGUUACGAAGAUGCCAAGAAGAAGCACGACGAGUUGAAGGGUGUUCCUGAGAAGAUGGAAGCCAUCAAGGAUAUGAUUGAAUCGCUUGAGAAGCUGGAGAAGGCCAUCAUUGCGAAAGGAGGCAAAACUUUUCAGGAGUUAUAUCCCGACAUCAGUUUAUCCGACAGCAGAUCCUCGAAGCGCCUUUCAUCGGAAGAAAAGAGGUCUGGCGACUACGGAUAUGUCUUCUCCUUCCAUGGCGUCAAUGACGUCACUGAUAUCAGGAAGACCGCUUACUUGGAACUCUUUGAGGCUGCUUGGUCUGGUGACAUCGAGAAGAUCAAAUCACUCACGCUCCAGGCCUGGGGGAAGAACCAGGAGGAGCCGCCGCUGAAGAUCUCCGUGAACGACAGUGAAGCCAACACUCCGUUCUCAUUGGCUUACCUCCGAGGCCACUACGAUGUCGCCUCGGCCAUCCUAAAUAUCGUCAUGGCCCAAUACUCCCCGGAGGACCAAGGGGCGGCGCGGUAUAAGCUGGACACUGGCGAUUCUGACGACCGCAGUGACGAGACGUACGAGAGCGGCGUUGACUCCACCGAUGAACCCAAGAUCAUUUCGGAAAUCGUCGACAAGAGGUUCACAAUCGAGAACAUUGGCCAGGUUUCGAUGCAAGUUAAGUCCACUGUCAAGCCCUUGGAGUUCCUGACCCGAAAUAUCCAUCCCUUCAUGGUCGAGGGCGGAAGGACCAGAAGCUGCAAGGGAUCCACACAAACUUUGUUCAAUUUCGUUCUAGAGCAUGACGAUCAUGCCGGACUGAAGGCGCUUCUCGAUAUGGCCGGCCACUUUGCUGCCCAGAAGCUUGUCGACGAGGUUCCGGAUGAGGAGACCGGCGGACGAUUCCCAUUCCCCGAGGAUGACUUCCUCUGGGCUGUCAAGCACGGCAAGACUGCAGCUCUUGGAGAGAUCAUCAGCCGAACUGGUGCGGGAAUACCGCUAGACAACCUGGUCAAGAAAAGCGGCCUUGAGAUGAAGCGGAAGUCGAAGUACUACCAGGGUCUUACGGUCUACGGAAAGAAGAGAAAGGACUGGGCGACGGCCGGAAGAAACGUGGUGGUCCGAUCGACCGGGGUGAAAACGCCGCCGCUUCUUCAUGCUGCCUCCGCUGGCAACAUCGAAAGCGUCGAAUGGUUCCUCGGUGAUGCUCCUCACCGUCACUACGUUGAAUUCGGAAAGUCGAGAGCAGGCCGGGAUGAUGGCAGGCUAAAGCGGCUCAGCCAAGCACCUGGAGGGUUUGACCGAGCCGUCUCCAAGUGGCUUGGCAUCAAAAAUGAGCUUGUUCUCCAUUGCGCAGUCAUGGGGCCCCCUACCGAAAGUACCAACAACGUCAUCAAGUACCUCGUACAAGCGUGCCCAGGUUCCCUUGAGUACAAAUCUACUCUCGGCGACACGCCCCUAUGGCUGGCUUUCUACUUUGGCAGACUUGAGUUCGCAAAGACCCUCAUCGAGGCCGGCGCAAACCAGAUGACACGCAACAGCUCUGGAGAGAACAUCAUCCAUGCCGCCCUUCAUGGGAGGCCCAAGGCCUGUCGUCUCGGUCCCGUCCUGGAUCUUGUCGCCUCCAGCAUCAUCUCCCACCUGUGCCAGCAGCGCAAUAGCAUCCACGAGAGCGGCACGACGCCGCUGCAUGCCUGGAUCACCGCAGUCUGCAUCUCGCGUGGGACAUCAUCGUCCUACUACUGGGGCAAGAAGUACGACAACAACGAGGAUAUUCUGGACGUGCUUAACCUACUUCUCAAGUUCUCCCAGGGCGUCGAGCUCGAGAUGCUCAACGGCGCGGGCGACACUCCCCUCCACACCGCCGUCAUGUCCAAUGAUGUGCUCCUGACCGAGGCCUUGAUCCAGCACAAACCCAAGCUGCUCUACCGCGAGAACGCCGUGGGCCGCACGCCUGCCGAGGUCGCCUGUGAGAACGUCACCAGCGAAAAGUUCACGGCUCCGAACCCUAUAUUGCUCAAAACAGGCAACAACUGCAACAACAACAAAAACAACCCUUCCGCUAUUGUCAGCCGGUCAGUCGAGUCCUUUAUCAAGAACGACGACGACGAUGACAACGGCAACCUAAAGUGCUCAUUCAGACUCUCCAACAAGCAAAAGGUCUGGGAAGGCAUGCGUGGCAUCCUCGAACAGCACCCGGACAAGCGCCGCCUCGUGUCCCUUAACGAGGCCAACGACGUUGCGAAGCGUCUGGGCGAGAAGUACAACGCGAGUAGGUAUUUCAGCAUCACAGUGCGACAGGACGAGGACGCCGAUUCGGAGGAGGACGAGACCGGGUAUGAGCACAAGGAUGGCUUUGCGUCUAAGCCGCGGAUGCGACAGCGGCAGCGGGCGUGCAUGAACGUUCCUCAAGGACAAGGUCAAGAACGAGUGUCCUGGCUGCAGCAAGAGACAGGACUGCAGGUUCGAGCCGUAUCCUGGGAGUAA
Colletotrichum higginsianum IMI 349063 is the source of this 5457-nucleotide messenger RNA. Its product is annotated as Ankyrin repeat protein. The transcript has 8 exons. Gene Ontology annotation, cellular component: ciliary inversin compartment. The record is from RefSeq and is a predicted model, not a curated record. NCBI's taxonomy places the organism in Eukaryota, Fungi, Ascomycota, Sordariomycetes, Glomerellales, Glomerellaceae. Bases 1 to 5457 code for a protein of 1818 amino acids. Gene Ontology annotation, biological process: protein localization to ciliary inversin compartment. Gene Ontology annotation, molecular function: protein binding.